Messenger RNA from Xenopus tropicalis (tropical clawed frog), 2397 nucleotides. RefSeq names its product hippocalcin (gene hpca). Gene Ontology annotation, molecular function: calcium ion binding. Gene Ontology annotation, cellular component: membrane; cytosol. Lineage: Eukaryota; Metazoa; Chordata; Amphibia; Anura; Pipidae. The record is from RefSeq and is marked provisional.
AGGAAUCUUUGAUGGUAAUACCGGCUGCUGACACAGCGAUAGCCAGGGCUACAGCGGGGCACCAUAGCGCUUGGUACUGAGGAGAAAACGGUCGCGUCGAGUGGAUACGGAGAUCUCCUUCUUAUAUACUCCUUAUAUAUCUGUGCCCCGGGGCACUGAAACAUCGCAGCUUCAUCCGGGAACAGGGCGCUGGGAUACGAAAAUGGGGAAGCAGAACAGCAAGUUGCGCCCUGAGAUGCUGCAGGAUCUAAGAGAGAACACAGAAUUUUCAGAUCAUGAGCUACAAGAGUGGUAUAAAGGCUUCUUAAAGGACUGUCCAUCAGGCAUUCUAAACGUGGAGGAAUUUAAAAAGAUCUAUGCCAACUUCUUUCCAUACGGAGAUGCUUCCAAGUUUGCAGAGCACGUCUUUCGCACCUUCGAUACCAAUGGGGAUGGAACCAUUGACUUCCGGGAGUUUAUUAUUGCCCUAAGUGUUACAUCACGGGGAAAGCUGGAACAAAAACUGAAGUGGGCAUUCAGUAUGUAUGACCUGGAUGGGAAUGGCUACAUUAGCCGGGAGGAAAUGCUGGAGAUUGUGCAGGCAAUAUAUAAGAUGGUUUCCUCAGUAAUGAAGAUGCCAGAAGAUGAGUCUACUCCAGAGAAACGCACAGAGAAAAUCUUCCGACAGAUGGACACAAAUAACGAUGGCAAGCUUUCUCUAGAGGAAUUUAUUAAAGGUGCCAAGAGUGACCCAUCCAUUGUGCGUUUACUGCAGUGUGACCCUAGUACAGCUUCUCAAUUUUAACACAUCAUUAUCAUGGGAAAAAUGUAACUUCUUCCUGCAAAUGCGCCAAGGAGUGAUCCCCUCCCUCUGCACAGCUGAUUGUCCCAGAGUUCUCCUGGGCAUUAGAUGGACAUGAAUGCACUGCCAACCUGUGAAUCCUCUUCCCUAUAUUUAUUUCUUUAAAUCUAAUUUUAUAUAUGCUAUUAAGUAACAAAGGGUGCAUGGGGUAUAUAAGCACUCAGGAAUUGGGAAAAACUCAAUGCUAAUGAACUGGAACACUCAAUGUAUUAAAAAGAAUAAUAAUAAUAAAAAAGCAAAUUAUAUAUAUAUGCUGCCAUUUAGGAGGCGAAAAGCAGCAUUAUGUUUGGCCCUGGUUCUGUGGAGCAGGUGGCAGUUUUUAACUGAGACCUAGUUUGGUAGCACUAAUGCAGGGAAUAACUAUGCACAUUCCAUUUAGUAAAUCCAUUAGGGACGUCGUUAAGAGGCUUUCUUAGCAUAAAAUAUCUGGUUCUGCACUGUUCUCAAUCAAUUCAGCUUUCCUCAUUUGAAGGAGAGAAGUGUUUUGAAUGGAAGCUAUAUGAGAAAUAUUCUGAUCUUGCCUCAUCCUACUAAUUACAGCACAAGCUGUUAAUGCUCAAUUAGAAGAAGCUGCCCAGAAAUUCUAUGUGUAGUUAACCCUCCGCUGCCAGGAGUCUGAGCAAUUAUUUGCACAUGUUUCUAUAUAUAUAUUUAUUUCUUGCACCUACGCACUGUGCUUUUAAUGCAUAUAAAGGCGUAUGCAACUAUAUUUUUAUUGUGUUAACAGGCCUUUUGUUGUCUGUACAAAAAUUACUAACUUUAGGACUCUGCCCCCUUCAACAGUACAAGUUUAAGAAUAUGCAAUCUCAGGAAGUGGUGUGGUUAUUUUGCUAGAUCAGUUUAUUCUUUGAUGAGCAAUGUCUCUUUGGUAUAGACCUAUUCUAUUUCCAUAUAGCCACAUAUAUAUAGGCCCAUGCACAUGUCUAUAAAGACAAUAUACACAGGUAUAUAAGUUAUUAAGUUGGACAUAUGCUGAUGCUCUGAAUACAUGAAGUUGCAUUAUGUGCAGUCCUUCUUCUGUAGUUUUUGGAUUUGAGUAUUCCUAGGUAGGACAUCAAGAGAGGCACCACACGGACACGUACUUGUUUUAAGUGUUGCAUUUAUAAAUUUAUUCACCACUGUAAAUUUUCAUUUGGUAUGUACAUAUGCCUGAAUGGAAUUAUCUAUUUGGCAAACACAGUUCUGAUUUCAAGGUCUGUGCAGUGGAUCAGUAGCAUGGUUCCGUUAGUCUGCAUGAGUAUCAAAUGGGCCUCUAGCACUGCCAAGACUUUUUUGGGGCCUAAUAUUAUAUACUAUGUUUGUGCACUAACUAUAUUAUUAACUGGACACAGCCCAUAUGAGCAGUAGAGUUGUGGUACAGGUCAGACACCCCAGUAGAGUUUGGGGGGGUUAAAAUUGCAUACUUUGUAUGUAUUGACAACCUGUACUUAGUGUUCUUCUGUAUUAUGCUACUUCACAAUAUAUAUUGCAGUAUCACCCUUUGAAACAAUCACAGCACAGUAAAUCUAACACUGCGCUAUAUGAUUUUCUAACAGGAAUAAAGUCUUGUAAGAGUG